Molecule: messenger RNA, 711 nt
Organism: Macrobrachium nipponense
Lineage: Eukaryota; Metazoa; Arthropoda; Malacostraca; Decapoda; Palaemonidae
Product: beta-1,3-galactosyltransferase 5-like
Exons: 1
Coding region: 1-711 (236 amino acids)
Cellular component (GO): Golgi membrane
Molecular function (GO): hexosyltransferase activity
Source: RefSeq, a predicted model, not a curated record
AUGAAGACCGUUUUUCUCCUGGGCACCGCUGACUCGAACGAAGCCCAGGCCAGCAUCACGAGAGAGAGCGAAAUCUUCCACGACAUCAUACAGAUGAAUUUCAGGGAUACUUACGAACAUCUUACCUUGAAGACUCUCUCCCUCCUCCACUGGGUCAAGACCUUCUGUCCAUCAGCCCGCUGGGUUCUUAAGAGCGAUGUGGAUAUCUUCGUCAACGCAUUUGAUCUCAGCCGCUUUCUGGAAAGCAGAGACGAAGACUUUGUUUGCAUCGUCCACCCUAAACCGAAGGUUUGCCACGAGCUCUCGGCCCACUGUCCUGCCAAAUGGGUUAUUCCUCGGGAAGUUUUUGCCAGAGAUUUCUACCCGCCAUAUUGCCGUGGUCCGGCCUACAUCAUCCGCACUGGAAUUGCACCACGACUCUUCCAGGCCGCUAACAAAACUCAUCCUUUCGUCAUGGAAGAUGCGUACUUCACUGGGAUUUUGGCAGAGCCCAUGAGCCCAAAAUAUUUUAACCUUGAGGGGGAUAAAUUCUCAUUCUUUCUAUGGGAUGUUGAUAAGUCCCUCGAGUCGCUUUCUUUCCUCCUGCUCAACAUCGAGAAUUUCAAAAAGAGAGAGCCGCCAACUCUAUGGAACCAAGUGCUGGAUAUCAAUGGGCUACCUAGACAAAAGGUACCUGGUAAGGCAUCUGAAAAAUGGUCUGAAGGUGCAUAA